UAUUGACAUAUGGUUAUUCAAUAGCCCCAACUGGCUCCAACAUCGUUUGCAUAUCCAAUAGUCUCACAUGCAAGUUUUUAGUUUGGUUUAUUUGUUAAGUUUUUACUGGCAUAGUGUACUAAAGUUAAAAAUUUAAAAUGUUAUCGGUGCGUACGCUACUGCCAUGCAGUCGUACAUUGUUUUCGAUUGGUCAGCGUGGUUUAAAAAGCGUGACAACCUCAAAAACUAAUGAGGCUGGAAAUCUUCUAUUUCCAUUCAACUGUACGAAAACCCCACAAUAUAGUCUUGUCGCACGACAACAACGUAUGAAUGCAACCACCAGUUCACAAAGUAACGGCGCUGAAGAUAUACGUAUAUACUAUGGUGGACUAGCACCAAGGAUGAAAGCAGUAAAAGUUUUUUCACUCACCACCAGUUUGGCUGGCUUGGCUGCACAGCCAAUACUAUUAGAGCAGGGCUUGCACAUUGGUGGUAAACCGAUGGCUGUGUUUCUUUGCGGAUUUGCUGGUUUCUUCACAUUUGUUACACCAUUGCUAUUGCAUUUUAUUACGAAAAAAUAUGUAACUGAAAUUCAUUACAAUCCAAAGAGCGAUGAGUACACAGCGACAACAAUUUCAAUCUUACUUUACAAAAUUAAAACGAAAUUCAGGCCCAGUGAUGUUGCGGUGCCUGAAGUGCCUGGCAUGUUUACAUCUUUUCACGUGAAAGGUAAACCAUUAUUUGUUGAUCCUGCACUUUUUGAUGACCCAGAGCAUUAUGCGCGAAUAAUGGGCUAUGACAAACCAGUUGAUUUUAAAUUAGACUUAACGGAGAGGCCGACUAAAUCUGAUGAAACCCUAAAGAAAACUCAAUAAAUAAUUAGUUAAAACCAUGAAA
Molecule: messenger RNA, 876 nt
Organism: Ceratitis capitata (Mediterranean fruit fly)
Lineage: Eukaryota; Metazoa; Arthropoda; Insecta; Diptera; Tephritidae
Product: transmembrane protein 70 homolog, mitochondrial
Exons: 2
Coding region: 138-854 (238 amino acids)
Biological process (GO): mitochondrial proton-transporting ATP synthase complex assembly
Cellular component (GO): mitochondrial membrane
Source: RefSeq, a predicted model, not a curated record